CCUCAUCCCAAGGCUCUCACUGCAAUGGGCUCUCCAUUUCUCACCUUGCCUUCACUUCUGUUCCUUCUGGUGACAAUGAUUUCGACGACUCCUCCAAAUUGCCCCGCCUCCUAAGAUCCUCCUCCAUCCAAACUUCUUUCCUCACGCCGUGAUCGUUGUCUUCCGACCCGGAUUUCCCCACGCUGUUUCUUCCACAGAGCCUCAACACCAGUCUUGUGCGGGCAAGGCAUCAUUGCCACGAUGUUGGCCAGAGGAAGAGCAGGAAAGAUAAGGGCACCUAGGCGUGGCCUGAAUCCAACCGAUGUCGACUUCGAAGCCACUUGGAACAUGAUCGCCACGUCAUUUAACCAGAUCUUCGGCAAAAGUGCUUCCGGUCUUUCCUUCGAAGAGAUAUUUCGACAAUGCUACAAAUUAGUUCUUAAGAAGAAGGCAGAUUUGCUGUAUGAGCGUGUGAUAAAAUUGGAGCAGGUCUGGCUGAGGGAGAAUGUUAGGACCAAAAUUCUGUUGCUAGUCACACCAUCGAUCACUGUCGGCCUUGCCGACCAGACGGCGGUGGCUGAUUCUAACGAGCGAAGAAUUGCAGGGGAACGUUUUGCUCGAGCCCUUAAGGACGCCUUCAACCACCAUGCAUUGUCAAUGAGCAUGAUCACGGAUGUGAUGAUGUACAUGGACAAGUACAUGAGCCAGGAUGGAGGGAAACCAUCGAUCUAUGCUGCAGGCAUGUCUACCUUCCGGCUUGAAAUCCUCAAGACUCCUUUCGGAGAAGAUGCGGCCUUGGACACCCUGUCUCUUCUAGAAAAUGUCGUGCUCGACAUGAUACGAAUGGAACGCAAAGGCGAAGUCAUCGACCGCUCUCUAGUUCGGCAGUGUUGUUACAUGUUAGAAGGCUUAUAUGAGUCUUCCAACGAAGAUGAAACUACGAAACUAUACCUCACUUCUUUUGAGCCCAAGUUCCUCGAGGCGAGUAGACAAUUUUACAAGUCGGAAGGUCAGACACUUCUUGCCGAGGCGGACGCGAGCACAUUUUGCACACAUGCCAGAAGAAGGUUGUCAGAAGAAGAGGAAAGAUGCAAACAGACCAUUUCGCAGGUCACGGAACAGAAGAUCAAGUCCGUCGUUGAACAGGAACUGAUUCAGGCGCACAUGCGAGAAGUCAUCAACAUGGAAGGGACUGGUGUCAAGAAUAUGCUGGACAACGACAAGAUUCAGGACCUAGCCAACGUAUAUGAUCUUAUCUCCAGGGUCGACCAGAGAAAAGGCGCAUUACGAGAAGCACUUCAAAAACGAGUCAUUGAACAAGGCACGGAAAUUAACAAGGCAGCAAAUGUCAUUAGUGAAGCACAGCCUGCGCCAAAGCCUCUUCAAAGACCUGCCGAGGGUAAGGCCCCAGCGGAGAAGUCUUUGAGCCAGCAAACUCAAGCCGCAAUCAAUUGGGUAGAGCAAGUUUUGGAGCUGAGAAACAAAUACGACCGAAUUUGGGUUCAGGCAUUCAAUAAGGAUGUAGUGAUGGAGAAGGCGCUCGAGGUAUCAUUUCAAGAUUUUAUCAACUCCAACGAUCAGAGCCCGGAGCAUUUGUCACUCUUUCUGGACGAGUAUCUCAAGAGAGGCGGAAAGGAUAAAACUGAUGGCGAGGUCGAUGCUAUUCUUGACCACGGUAUACUACUACUUCAAUACCUCGCAAACAAAGAUAUCUUUGAGAGAUAUUACAAGAGACACAUGGCCAAGCGAUUACUGAUGAAGAAGUCGGUCAGCCGAGAAAUGGAGCGAUUAAUGCUUUCCAAGAUGAAGAUGAAGAUUGGCAAUCAGUUCACACAAAAGCUGGAGGCCCUCAUCCGCGAUACAGAGUUGUCCGACAAUCUCAGUGCUCAGUACAAGACUCAUGUCAACGCACUUGGAGACCCGGAUCCCAAGCGGGUGGAAUUGGAUUGUCGAGUAUUGACUUCCACGACAUGGCCUUUUGAGACCAUUAGAAAAGAUGAUGAUGACGAUUCGAGAAAACGACCCACAAUCAAAUGGCCAUCAACUGUAGAUCAAGUCCGACAACGUUUUGAGCAAUUCUACCUUGACAAGCAUACCGGCCGGCGAUUGGAAUGGGUGCCAAACCUUGGAGAUGCUGAUCUACGGGCCACGUUUACCAACAAUGGCAAAACUCGGCGAUAUGAGCUGAAUGUGUCGACGUACGGUAUGAUUAUUCUGAUGCUUUUCAACGACCUGCCUCCAGGAGAAUACCUUACCUGCGAGCAAAUUCAAGCUGAAACAAACAUCCCUCAAGCUGACCUCGUACGAAAUUUGCAAUCACUGUCUUUGGUAGCGAAAUGGAGAGUCCUCAAGAAGGAUCCGCCACACAAAGAGGUGAAGCCCAGCGACAAAUUUUCAUUCAACGAAGGCUUUUCGAGUCAAUACCUGAAAAUCAAAGUCAGCGUAGUUUCUGGUGGAGGAAAUCGGGUUGAGAAUAGUGAAGAACGUCGAGCCACCCAGAAGAAGACCGAUGAAGAGCGAGGGCACGUUAUCGAUGCGGCAGUUGUUCGCAUCAUGAAGUCGAGAAAGACUCUUUCUCAUUCACAAUUGAUGACGGAGACACUAGCACAAUUGUCGUCACGAUUUAAACCUGACGUGAAUAUGAUCAAGAAGAGGAUUGAGUCAUUGAUCGACCGAGAAUUUUUGGAAAGAGGCAGCGAUCCAGCUCAACCUUCGUACGUUUACAUGGCUUGAAGGAGGAUCUUGGUAUGGCGAUAAGAGGUCUGGUAAGGUUUCAAUUAUGACGAUUCAAAUGAGCAUGUGAGUUACAAGGCAUCAUAAAGAGCAUUCAUUAGCGUGGCGCAAGGACUAGGAGCCUGAAGCAUUUAUUACUUUUGAAUUCAAUUUGAAAGAUGGUCAUGAUGAGGUCAAAUACGCUAUUGUAGGAACGAAUAAUCAGAACAUGGUCUUCUUGAUAGAUGCUCUUGACUAGUAUGUAUGGAGUAAUGCAUCCCGUACGCUUCAUAUGGCAAGGCUGUGGCUUUCC
Exophiala oligosperma is the source of this 3004-nucleotide messenger RNA. RefSeq lists its product as uncharacterized. Gene Ontology annotation, biological process: ubiquitin-dependent protein catabolic process; protein ubiquitination. The transcript has 2 exons. Gene Ontology annotation, cellular component: Cul3-RING ubiquitin ligase complex. The coding region runs from base 241 to 2712 and encodes 823 amino acids. Gene Ontology annotation, molecular function: ubiquitin protein ligase binding. Lineage: Eukaryota; Fungi; Ascomycota; Eurotiomycetes; Chaetothyriales; Herpotrichiellaceae. The record is from RefSeq and is a predicted model, not a curated record.